Microplitis mediator is the source of this 1605-nucleotide messenger RNA. Its product is annotated as mediator of RNA polymerase II transcription subunit 30-like. Gene Ontology annotation, molecular function: transcription coregulator activity. Gene Ontology annotation, biological process: positive regulation of DNA-templated transcription. The transcript is spliced from 5 exons. Bases 570 to 1505 code for a protein of 311 amino acids. Lineage: Eukaryota; Metazoa; Arthropoda; Insecta; Hymenoptera; Braconidae. The record is from RefSeq and is a predicted model, not a curated record. Gene Ontology annotation, cellular component: mediator complex.
UGAAACAGAUUUCUAGAUAAUUACAGAUGAAUGGGAGUAGAUACGUGUGCAAUACACAUGUACGUGUAAUUGACAGAUUUUUAAAUUGGUUUGAAUAAAUAACUUUUGAAUUUUUUAAUGUUUAUUUAUUUAUUAAUUGAAUGUCACUUUACGCUGUUUGGAGAAAAAUAUUUUUAAAUUUUAAAUUUACGGAAUUUAGUGGAGGGAAAGUUCUACUGGUGAAUAAAUAUUUGAAAAAGUACUUUGGAGUAACUAAGUGUGUUUUCUUUGGGAUUGUGUCAGUAGAUUAAAAGAGCGCGCCAUUUAUAUGUAAUGUCAGUGUGCGCAGGCGACUUGCGCAUUUUAUUUACACCCGCGAGCCCCUCGUCGACGCCAGCACGUGAAGCACGUGCAUUGUAUUUAUAUAUAUUGUUUAAGACUUUUGUGUACAAAUUCACUAGCUGACAUUUUGUUUACAUUUUCAAAGUAUUAUGUAUAUGGAAUUAGUAUCGAUGUAUAAAUAUAUAAAAUAGUAUAUUGUCAUUUUUUGAGGUUACGGAGAUUUAAAAAUAAAUAUAAGGAUUAUUGAAAUGGCUGGCCAGCAACCGUCUUUUCCAUCGGGAUUUCCGGCACCUCAACAGCAAGCGAUGAUUAAUCAAUUUGGUGGGGGUCAAAUGGUACCAGAGUUGAUGGGCCCUCAGCAAGGAGGUAUGCCAGCAGGUCUAGUUAAUCCCCAACAGUUUGGGGGAAAUGUUGGUGGCAACGUUGGUGGCGUUGGCCCAAAUCCAAUGGGUAUUCCAACAGCUCAGCAAGUUAUGACCCAACAGCGUCAACAACUGGCCCAACAGACCCUCAUGCAGCAGCAGCUCCAACAAAUGCAACAGCAGCAAAUGCAAAUGCAGCAGCAGCAACAACAGACAGCGCAUGUCCCUCAGAACAGCCAAGCUGCUAAUCAGGUCCAGACACCUCAGACUCCUGUUCCUCAAGUUCAGCCGCAAAUUCAACAGCAGCAGCCUCAACCUCCUCAGCAACCGGCACAGCAGCAGCCACAGCAAAAGCAACAAUUCAAUACUGCUACUUUGUGUAAAUUAGGCCAAGAUAUGGUACACGAUAUUGUCAACCGAACUCUCGAAGUUUUUCAGAUUCUCAAAACUAUUCAACCUCCCAACGGUACUCAGCAAGGAGCUACUGUAGCAAAUGAGAGGCAAAAGAAGAUGCUGAACCAGCUACAAGCCAAUGUUUUAAUUUUUAAACGUCUCAGAAUGGUAUACAAUGCGUGUAAUGAAAAUUGUCAAUUACAGGGUAUGGAGUACACGCAUAUCGAGAGUUUAAUUCCAUUAAAAGAAGAAUGGGACAUGAAGUCAGAGGAAAAGAAAACCUCCGAAGCGUAUCGGCACGCUUGUGAGGAACGCAACGAAUUAAUUGAGCAAGUAACUGUCAAAAACCGUCAUCUCAAAGAAAUAAUCGAUCAUAUACGACUAAUUAUAUCGGAAGUAAAUAUAAUGUUGCACAUGCGGCGAUCUUAGGAUUAAUUUUAAUGAAUUUAUUUAUUUAAAAUAAAUUAUUUUAAAAAAUAAAUAUAUAUGUACAUUUAAUUAAUAAAAUAAAAUAUUACUAAAAUAAGAA